This is a messenger RNA of Arabidopsis thaliana (thale cress), 859 nucleotides long. It is a transcript of the gene AtLEA4-1, whose product is annotated as Late embryogenesis abundant protein, group 1 protein. The coding region runs from base 45 to 449 and encodes 134 amino acids. Lineage: Eukaryota; Viridiplantae; Streptophyta; Magnoliopsida; Brassicales; Brassicaceae. Gene Ontology annotation, biological process: embryo development ending in seed dormancy. The record is from RefSeq and is marked reviewed. The transcript has 2 exons.
AAUUAGUUAGAGUUUAGAGAAACAGAAAACUAAAGAAAAAAAAUAUGCAAUCGGCGAAACAGAAGAUAAGCGAUAUGGCUAGUACAGCCAAGGAGAAGAUGGUGAUAUGUCAAGCAAAAGCUGAUGAGAAGGCAGAGCGGGCGAUGGCGAGGACGAAAGAGGAGAAAGAGAUAGCGCACCAACGGAGAAAGGCGAAGGAAGCAGAAGCGAAUAUGGAUAUGCACAUGGCUAAAGCGGCUCAUGCGGAAGACAAGCUUAUGGCUAAGCAAUCUCACUACCAUGUUACUGAUCAUGGUCCCCACGUGCCUCAACAAGCGCCUGUACCGGCUCCCGCACCGGUUAUGGGACACGGUUACGGGCAUAAUCCUACCGGAGUUACCUCAGUGCCUCCUCAGACCUAUCAUCCGACUUAUCCUCCGACGGGACAUCAUAAUCAUCAUCACUACUAAUCCGACCUACUAUCUUUUUAAAAUAAAAAAAAAUAACCUGAUUAUACGUGUGGGGCCUUUAGUGGUUUUCUUAGUUCUUAGGCAUGUGCUUAAAAUUAAGUGAUUAAGCGUUGAGUUGAUGUUUGCAACUUUGCGUACACGUUUGUUGAUAAAUAUUUUGGUUAUUCCAUGCACUAUCUUGUAUGUCAAGAGCGUGCGCGACUCACGACAUCACUUCCAUUUGACUUUCUGAGUAUAUCAUUCAUUUAAUAGAAAGUUUGCACUUAUAAACCUGGGAAAACCAGUACAAUCCCUUAGCACCGGAUCCCAUUCUUGACAAGUUUUUCCUCCGGCCAAAAUUAUUUAGAAAAAUGCGUUUUCAGAACCUAAAUACUAAAUUGGUGUCAGCUGAUUUAUAUUGUAAAGUUGUG